AUGGGCGUCGCUGGGCUGCUGAAAGCGCUGAGCGACGUGCAGCAGCAGGUGCACAUCUCGGAGUAUCGAGGUUUGCGAGUGGGCGUGGAUGCCUACUGCUUGCUCCACCGCGGGAAGCUGGGCUACGCGGACGCGCUGCUGCGGGCGAGCCCGAGCUGCCGGAGCCUGGAGAGCCUCGGAGCCGCCGCGGGUGGAGCCGCGCAGGAGGCGCUCCUAAGGCCGAUCCUUGACCUGGUCACGGCCCUCCGUGCUGUGGGCGCGGAGCCCACGUUGGUCUUCGACGGCGGGCCGCUGCCCGCGAAAGACGCCACCGAGCGCUCGCGUCGCCAGGCACGCGAUGCUGCUAUGUGGCGCGCAGCGGUCUCUGCCAACUCCGCACCAUCUGCAAAGCUCCUGGGAGGUGCAGUAGAUAUCACGCCGGACAUGGCGGCGAAGUGCGUUCAGCGCAUACGAUCUACGGGCGUGAGCUGCAUCGUGGCGCCCUGCGAGGCGGAUGCCCAGCUGGCCUUCCUGGCGCUGAAUGCGCGGGUGGACGUCUGCAUCAGCGAGGACGUGGACCUCCUGGCCUUCGGCUGCCAGCGGGUGCUCUACGGCCUGGACCUGCGCUCGGGCUGCGGCCAGGAGCUGCGGCGCGCGGAGCUGCGGCGCUCCAAGGGCCUGGCGCCCUACCGCCUCGACCCGGAGACACUGGCAGACCUCUGCGUGCUGGGUGGCUGCGACUACUUGCCUUCCUUGCCGCGGCUUGGCCUUCGCACUGCUGCGCAAUUGUUGCACCGCGGCAAAGGAAGUGUGUCCCGCGCCCUGCAGCUGGCCCGGCGCGAGGGCAUCACGGUGCCCAGCGAGUACGGCCGGCGCUUCGCAGAGGCGCGCCUGGUCUUCUCGUGCCAGGCGGUCUUCAACGACGAGACGCGGGAGCUGCAGCCGUUGCGUCCGUUGCCCGUCUCCGCGGACGCUCAUUGCCGGAAGCUGCUGGGGCUGAACCUCAGUCAUUCUGCAGCUGGGACGCAGUGGGAAGCCUUCAAGUGA
Effrenium voratum is the source of this 1026-nucleotide messenger RNA. Lineage: Eukaryota; Dinophyceae; Suessiales; Symbiodiniaceae. The record is from the annotation of a GenBank genome assembly.